This is a messenger RNA of Vigna unguiculata (cowpea), 1656 nucleotides long. Its product is annotated as ubiquitin-associated (UBA)/TS-N domain-containing protein. The record is from RefSeq and is a predicted model, not a curated record. Gene Ontology annotation, molecular function: protein binding. NCBI's taxonomy places the organism in Eukaryota, Viridiplantae, Streptophyta, Magnoliopsida, Fabales, Fabaceae.
UUAGCAUCCAUUUUGUUGUACCGAGAAAGCAAAGCAAAGCAGAGAGUCAUCUUAAGUGCUUAUUGGUCAAAAUAUAAAUAGUUUUUGUUGAUAAUCGUUCUUGCAUUGCUUUGUAUCAAUGGAGGGGGUUUCUCUCAAGUGCGGUGACUGCGGUGCUCUGUUGAGAACGGUAGAAGAAGCUCAAGAACACGCCGAACUCACUUCCCAUUCCAACUUCUCCGAAUCCACCGAACCGGUUCUCAACCUCGUUUGCACGGCUUGCUCCAAACCCUGCAGAUCCAAAACCGAGAGUGAUUUGCACACUAAAAGAACAGGCCACGCCGAGUUUGUUGACAAGACUUCCGAGACCGUGAAACCGAUUAGUUUGGAGGCACCGAAGGUGGAUGCAAUCGCUUCCUUGGAAAACCCUUCCAGCACCGCAUCAACUGAUCAAAAUGAAGAAAUGGUUGUUCCUGAAGUGGACAAAAAUCUGCUUGAAGAACUCGAAUCAAUGGGGUUUCCAACGGCACGGGCUACACGGGCGCUUCAUUACUCUGGUAAUGCUGGUCUUGAGGCGGCUGUAAACUGGAUAGUAGAGCAUGAGAAUGAUCAUGACAUAGAUCAGAUGCCCUUGGUACCUGCCAACACCAAAAUUGAGGCUCCUAAACCUUCUCUUACCCCUGAAGAACUGAAAGCCAAACAACAAGAACUAAGGGAGAGAGCUCGCAAGAAGAAAGAAGAGGAAGAGAAGAGAACAGAGAGAGAAAAAGAAAAGGAGAGAAUUCGCAUUGGCAAGGAGUUGCUGGAAGCAAAGAGGAUAGAAGAAGAAAAUGAGAGGAAACGGGUGUUGGCCUUGAGAAAAGCAGAGAAAGAGGAAGAGAAAAGGGCUAGGGAGAAAAUCAAGCAAAAGUUGGAAGAAGACAAGGCAGAAAGAAGGCGGAGACUUGGAUUGCCUCCAGACGAACCAUCAGCAGCCAAAUCUUCAGCUGCACCUGUUGUGGAGGAGAAAAAGAGUUUUGUGCCUGUUAGGCCUGCCACAAAAGCUGAGCAAAUGAGAGAGUGCCUCCGUUCUCUCAAGCAGAACCACAAGGAGAAUGACGCCAGAGUAAAGAAAGCAUUCCAAACUCUUCUAACUUAUGUAGGGAAUGUUGCCAGAAAUCCUGAUGAGGAAAAAUUCAGAAAGAUACGUCUUAGUAACCAAUCUUUUCAGGACAGAGUUGGUUCAUUGAAAGGGGGCAUUGAAUUUCUAGAAAUUUGCGGGUUUGAGAAGAUAGAUGGUGGCGAGUUCUUGUUUUUGCCUAGGGACAAAGUUGAGAUGGCGAUCCUGAACACAGCUGGAUCUGAACUAGACUCUGCAAUUAAGAAUCCCUUUUUUGGAGUUCUUUAGAUAAGAUGGUGCAAGUGUUAUAAUCAGAUACUUGACUUGAUAUUUAUGGUUUCAUAUUUCCUAGUCCACUGUUACCGAUGGUUCAUUAAACAGACUGUUAUUUCUUUACCUGAAGUUUAUGAGGUUUAUAAAUAUCUACAGAUAUAUUUGGCCUUCAUAUAAGUUUGAGGUUUAUACAGAUUUGUUGACUUGAUCAUAUAUCUAAUGUGAUGCAUGCCUUUUACGUAUGUGAAGGACUUUAUGCAAGACACAGAAUGUAAAACUGAAAUAAAAGCUUUCUAUUCCACAGA